AGUCUAUAUUCGUUGGUAUUACCGAACGCCCCGAAAUUUUUUAAUUCCUCAUCGAACACGUCAGAGGCCACUCCGGCGAAUAAUCGCAGAAUAGCAUUAUCGGUGCGUGGUAUGCGUCGCGGCGCCGCCAGACUCCAGAGUAGUUCGUUCAUUGCUUGCAGGUAGCUCGGCUUUUCCGCCCCGACUUCUUUCGCGUAUAGAUUUUUGUUUAUAAAAAAUUAGACGAGAAUGAUUAGAAGCGGAAAAUGCAGCUGGCUGCUAAUGGCCGGGCUCCUCGUCGCCGUCGGCGCCGAGUGGAAUACCAACGACUACAUGAAACGAGAACAUUCGCUAAUCCGACCAUAUCAAGGAUCCGGAAUGACAAUACCCUACUGGGAUUUCAUGGGAAGUACAAUGGUUACUAAUAAUUACAUAAGAUUAACGCCUGAUGCUCAGAGUCAACAGGGUGCUAUUUGGAAUACAGUGCCAUGCAAUGUAAGGAAUUGGGAAUUACAAGUACAUUUCAAAGUCCACGGCAAAGGCAGAGACUUAUUUGGUGAUGGUCUAGCUAUUUGGUACUCUAAAGAAAGAAUGCAGCCAGGUCCUGUAUUUGGAAGCAAAGAUUACUUUAAUGGUUUGGCUGUGAUACUUGACACUUACAGUAAUCACAAUGGACCCCAUAAUCAUCAACAUCCGUACAUCUCAGCUAUGAUAAACAAUGGUUCUCUUCAUUACGAUCAUGACCGUGAUGGCACUCAUACCCAACUUGCAGGCUGUGAAGCUAAAUUCAGAAAUUUGGAACAUGAUACACACAUUACAAUAAGAUACGAAAGGGACACAUUGACAGUCUCUACUAAUAUUGCAAACAAAGGUGCUUGGAAAGAAUGCUUCUCUGUAAAAGAAAUCAAACUGCCAACUGGAUACUACUUUGGUAUAACUGCCACAACAGGAGAUCUGUCUGAUAAUCAUGAAAUCUUAUCUGUAAGAUUGUUUGAAUUGGAUCUACCAGAUGAUCCCAAAGAUCAAGAAGACAGAUCAAAGAUUAUUCCAUCCGCGGCAUACUUUGAAUCUCCAAGAGAUCAUGUUGAGGAUCCAAAACCAUCAUCCCUGAGUGGUGUGAAAAUUUUCCUACUGAUGCUUGUCGGUGCUUUAGCGCUCAUUGCUUGUGUUGUGAUUGGAAUAAUGUUCUAUCAAAAACACCAGGAAAAUAGCAGAAAGCGGUUCUACUAAAGUUACUUGUGCCUCAGUGAGUUUUUUAAAUACUGAGAGACAUUCCUUAUACUUGGAAAUAGAUGCAUUAUAAAAAUACCAAUUUUAUAUUGGUCUCUGGAAGAAAGGCGCCGACAAGUUGUGAACUAGUUUUUGAAGUAAAUAAGUUAAUCUGUGUGCCAGUGCAUGUAAAGAAAUGUUUGUGGUUUUAGUGAUUUAAAAUUUUAGCCCUAAGUUAAUCUAUACAAGUUUUGCAAUUACGUCUUUUAAUUUAUAUCGCAAGGGAUAAUGCGCGAAUGAUAAUUAUCAACGUAAUAUUUACGUUUUUAUAUAUACUUUUAAUCGGGAAUCCAUUACUUGAUUGGACAUUCGUUUUUUAAUCUGUAAGCAAUUUUUGUUUUAACAAUUGUGCAUUGAAACGUAAAUGGACUUGAAAUCAGCAAUACUCAAGUAGAGAUGCUCAUUUGCUCAGCAUAUACAAUUGUAAAUGCAACAGAUGCUUUCCUACUUUCAAUUGCUUGGAACGUCAAUGGGAAAUGAAAAAGACUAACAAACUAGAUUAUAUAUUUGUAUAUAAAUAAACGAUACAAUAAUGUCUAUAGCAAGUAAUCUUAAGAUAACUUCCUGCUGUGACAUUACUGAUUUUAUACGGAAAGCAUGAAUGUUCAAUAAAACAAAUAGUCAUAUGUAAUAAAGAAUCACUGUUUUGAGAUAAAAUUACGACGUUAUUGCUAUCUUUUCAAAUUGUUGCCAAAUGAAAUAAAUAUAUACCAACAAGUGAA
This is a messenger RNA of Nasonia vitripennis (jewel wasp), 1970 nucleotides long. Its product is annotated as vesicular integral-membrane protein VIP36. The record is from RefSeq and is a predicted model, not a curated record. The transcript is spliced from 7 exons. Gene Ontology annotation, cellular component: Golgi membrane; COPII-coated ER to Golgi transport vesicle; endoplasmic reticulum-Golgi intermediate compartment. Gene Ontology annotation, biological process: endoplasmic reticulum to Golgi vesicle-mediated transport; endoplasmic reticulum organization; Golgi organization. Lineage: Eukaryota; Metazoa; Arthropoda; Insecta; Hymenoptera; Pteromalidae. Gene Ontology annotation, molecular function: D-mannose binding. The coding region runs from base 229 to 1209 and encodes 326 amino acids.